AUGGUUUCUUCAACGGAGAAUGCUGCCAGCCAGCCAGCACCAUUCAUCUACAUUAACGGCUACCCUGGUGUGGGGAAGCUUACUAUUGCUAAGGAGCUCCGGUCCGCGUUUCCCUUCCUACGUACAUCAACCACACAUGUUCAUGCAAAUGAUGCUAAUUACCAGACGCAGGGCUCCUUUCCCCCAGGCACAGCUCGUGAGCAACCACUCGACAUCGACAUUACGGCUGAAUUUUUCCCGCGAGGCCACCCUCAACACCAAUCAUUACGCCGUGCAUCAUCUUCCGGUGAGAUUGGAUCCUCGACAGCCCAGGAGUAUCAGACGGCAGCGGCAUCUCGAGGAAGCCGCUUCAUUUCCAUCGUUCUCACCUGCGGAGCCGAGGAAAACUUCAAGAGGGCGCAAGGCAAAGGCCGAGGGGGCGCUUUAAACACCAAACUGACCGACCUGUCCAUUCUCCGCAAGAUCAGGGCAGAAGAAGAUAUCUACCAUUUCGGCAGCCCGGAAGAGGCAGAGUUGGAUGUAACGGGCCUCACACCCUCCGAAGCGGCGCGACAAAUCUACCAGCACGUCUGGCUGAACGUUUACCGCUCGGAAGCUUUUACCGCCGUUCACACAUGGUUCAGAACCAACGGCUUCAUCGACGUCAGCACGCCAUUGAUUACGCCCUCGUUGCUUUACGAAGCAAAGCCUGCAAUUCACAUUGCCAAUCUUCGGUCAUCUCGACCAUUAUACCUCUCACAAUGCGCCGGAUUUUACCUCGAAUCGGCUGCUCACGCCCACGAGCGAGUCUACAACUUGGGCCCGAGUUUUCGCAACGAGAGCCGAACCAAUCGACACCUCGUCGAAUAUUGGCACAUCAAGGCCGAGCUCUGUUCCGGGCGAAUGAGUGACAUACAUCAUGGACCUGGUCGAAAUCUUCCUUGUCGAUGUCUUCGACGCGCUCGCUGA
Messenger RNA from Emericellopsis atlantica, 948 nucleotides. RefSeq lists its product as uncharacterized. The transcript is spliced from 3 exons. Gene Ontology annotation, biological process: asparaginyl-tRNA aminoacylation. The record is from RefSeq and is a predicted model, not a curated record. Gene Ontology annotation, molecular function: asparagine-tRNA ligase activity; ATP binding. The coding region runs from base 1 to 948 and encodes 315 amino acids. NCBI's taxonomy places the organism in Eukaryota, Fungi, Ascomycota, Sordariomycetes, Hypocreales, Bionectriaceae.